Molecule: messenger RNA, 3190 nt
Organism: Pelmatolapia mariae (spotted tilapia)
Lineage: Eukaryota; Metazoa; Chordata; Actinopteri; Cichliformes; Cichlidae
Product: serine protease HTRA2, mitochondrial-like
Biological process (GO): programmed cell death; positive regulation of apoptotic process; proteolysis
Cellular component (GO): mitochondrion
Molecular function (GO): protein binding; serine-type endopeptidase activity
Source: RefSeq, a predicted model, not a curated record
GUACUUGUACUUAAGGAGAAUACUAUAACGCAACUAGUAUGCACAGGUCUUAUUUAUUGUACUCUUUUUAUUGUACAGCGCUUUGUGACGGUUUUUCUGUAAAACGCGUUUAAUAAAUAAACUUUACUAUCUUGAUAACAUGCAUAUACAUGCAAAAAUACGCAAAACCUGACCGUUUCUGUUGUAACUCACAGACAGUUCGGUGAUUUUUUUAACCCCUGCAUUUUCUCCCCUGCAGAGGGCAGUAAUGAGUACAGAACCCACAAAAGUCCAGGGAGGAAAAACCAGCCCCGAAGAAGAAGGUGCCUUACCACGCAGGCGCAAUCUUAAAGUGACAUUACCGUGUUGAGUGUGUUGUGCUAAAAAUUAAUAGGUGGAGAAUUUAUUUAUUUUUUUUUGUAUUUCCGUUAUUCUAACUGGGCUAGAUAACGGUACACUUUAAAUGAAGGCGCGUGAAUAACAGACUGCUGCAAACAUUGGGAUAUAAAGUGCUUUUUGGCUGCCUUCAAACCGACGUUGAGUGAGUAAAGUGAUGCAACAUGGCAGCAGCGGCUGUCAAUAGGGGCUUUCUUUCAGCAUUAAGGACUCAAAGUUGGUGUCAGACCCAAAAACUUAACUCGUUAGCUGAGAGGACAGUCAGUCGUGUCUCCUCUGCUGUGAUAUGUAACCACGAGGCUGCAGGAGGACACACAAGCCUGGACAGGAGAGCUCAAGCUGGGGAGAGAAGAAGAAGAAACGGUCAGGACAGCAACAGAAGCUCCUCUUUGCUCACCUCUGUGUCGGUGGGUUUGGGGCUCUGUGGUGCGGUGCUUCUGGAUACUGAAAAAGACCAAAAGGGGGACAAAGAAUUGGCAAUAUCCCGGGGAUUUCUCCAGCACAUCCUCCCAUCGGCUCAGUGCGCUUCUCCCUUCAAACCAGACAGUCCCCGAUUUAAGUACAACUUCAUUGCAGAUGUGGUGGAAAAAUCCACUCCAGCUGUGGUGUACAUUGAAAUCGUGGGCAGACACCCGUUCUCAGGGCGAGAGGUCCCAGUGUCAAACGGCUCCGGUUUUAUCAUCAGCAGCGAUGGUCUCAUCGUCACUAAUGCCCACGUUGUAGCCAACAAGCGAGGUGUCCGUGUGAAGCUCACCAAUGGAGAGACGUACAGUGCCAGCGUGCAGGAUGUCGACCCUGUGGCGGACAUCGCCACCAUCAAAAUCUCUGCGAGGAACCCGUUACCCACUCUCACACUCGGCCAGUCGUCUGACGUCCGACAGGGAGAGUUUGUUGUUGCCAUGGGAAGCCCGUUUUCGUUACGAAAUACAAUCACAUCGGGGAUUGUCAGCUCAGUGCAGAGAGGCAGUAAGGAGCUGGGCCUGUCCAACUCCAACAUGGAGUACAUACAGACCGAUGCAACCAUUGAUUUUGGAAAUUCUGGAGGUCCCCUCAUUAAUCUGGAUGGUGAAGUCAUUGGUAUAAACACCAUGAAGGUUACCGCUGGCAUCUCCUUUGCAAUUCCAUCUGAUCAUGUGAGGCUUUUUCUGGAGAAAGCAGCCAAAAGAAAAAGCACUUGGUUUCAUAAGGAUGAGACGAAGCAGCGGUACAUUGGUGUUAUGAUGCUGACGCUGACGCAGAGGAUCAUUGCUGAGCUGAGGUUGAGAGACUCAUCUUUUCCGGAUGUGACUCACGGUGUCCUGAUUCACAGGGUAAUCAUGGGCUCUCCAGCUUACAGGAUGGAAGUCAUUGGUAUAAACACCAUGAAGGUUACCGCUGGCAUCUCCUUUGCAAUUCCAUCUGAUCAUGUGAGGCUUUUUCUGGAGAAAGCAGCCAAAAGAAAAAGCACUUGGUUUCAUAAGGAUGAGACGAAGCAGCGGUACAUUGGUGUUAUGAUGCUGACGCUGACGCAGAGGAUCAUUGCUGAGCUGAGGUUGAGAGACUCAUCUUUUCCGGAUGUGACUCACGGUGUCCUGAUUCACAGGGUAAUCAUGGGCUCUCCAGCUUACAGAGCUGGCAUGCAAGCCGGAGACAUUGUGCUGGAGAUAAACGGGGCCAAGGUGAACACCUCAGAGGAGAUCUACCAGGCCGUCCGCAGCAGUGACAAAAUCACUAUGCAGGUGCAGCGAGGACAAGAGUUACUCCACCUUCACAUUACUCCCGAGUAUAUAGAUUAAUGCAAACCGCAUUAUUUCAUGUCAGCCGCUGGCCAGAAUGAGAUGUUAGCUUGUGUAUACUAGAAAACUGUGAAUGCUUACAGUAACUGUGUUCAAAAGAAAAUGUUUGCUGUUUAAUAAAUUGGAUUUUAUGUAAAAGUUUUCUUAUAUUCUCCAGUAUUUCACUAACAUUUGGAGAGGUGUCAGCUUACAGUGAAUGUGUAGGCAUUUUAGCCACAGUAAGUGUUACCUGUUUAAAACUACACUGGUGCAGUCUUCAUGGUGCCAUUUUUCAUUAAAUGGUAAAAACCAUGUCAUGCUCACUGUUUAUUCAUGGAGGGGUUCUCAGUGAAUUCUACCUCUACUUUCUUACUUAUUGCUCAGAGUAGCCAAACUUGUGUCUCUUGUAAUGAUUUGUGUUCAAAAUGCAUUAUUUGUAAAAUAAAAGCUCACGGAGCCUGAGAGGGUGCACUUUAUUAAAGCCAUUUAAUGUUGUUAGGACAGCAAAAGGAAGCAAGAGAGACCCAACACUAUGGCAAGGAUGAAUGGUAUUAAACUGACUACCAUUACAUGAGCACAGAAGUCACAAAUGUUGCCGCUAUGAUGAUGAUGAUGAGAGUAACAUAUGAAGUCGCACUGAUUUAAACUGCUUUGAGUAUGUCACACACAGCAAGGACCAAAAAGGAAAAAAAGACAUGAAUUCAAUUCAUGAAUGUUUAAAAUGCCAAUCCUGCAUGAGAAGUAAACGUGAGGAGGUUAUUCGGAUUUCAUUGAGCACUCUGAAGCCAUAAUGAGCAAAAUAAAAUUUCCCUGGUAUAUGUACAGUAACACACACUUACAGUAAAGUAAUAAAGUGACAUGUACUGGACUGCUACACAAUUUCAUGUAUUAACCUCAAAGACUGAUAGCUAAUAAAUUGAGAUAACAUUUAUUAAACAAUAUUUUAAACAAUAUAUUCAUACUUCUGGACUAAAGACAUCUUAUUAGGUACGAGUACUACAACAUACAAGUAUGGGAGGAAAAAUACAAUUGUUCAAACCCCAUUAAAACUACUUUAAAAA